This is a messenger RNA of Mastomys coucha (southern multimammate mouse), 3033 nucleotides long. Its product is annotated as cytochrome P450 4A14-like. NCBI's taxonomy places the organism in Eukaryota, Metazoa, Chordata, Mammalia, Rodentia, Muridae. Gene Ontology annotation, molecular function: heme binding; arachidonate monooxygenase activity; alkane 1-monooxygenase activity. The record is from RefSeq and is a predicted model, not a curated record. The transcript is spliced from 25 exons. Gene Ontology annotation, cellular component: intracellular membrane-bounded organelle. The coding region runs from base 67 to 3033 and encodes 988 amino acids. Gene Ontology annotation, biological process: arachidonate metabolic process; lauric acid metabolic process; kidney development.
CAGCGGAGGCCAUCAAUGAGAUAGUGGAACAAACUGCUAUAGCCCUAACAACUCAAGAGGAGUUUAAUGCUCACCUCACAUCUGAUCCCAAAGGACCAGGAGCUUCAAGAUAUUCUAACUCGGAUAAAGAAUUUCCCAAGUGCUUGUCCACAUUGGCUCUGGGGGAGCAAAGUGCGCAUCCAAGUGUAUGACCCUGACUACAUGAAGCUGAUUCUGGGAAGAUCAGAUCCAAAAGCUCAUAGUUCCUAUAGAUUUCUAGCUCCCUGGAUUGGGUAUGGUUUGCUUCUGCUGAAUGGACAAACAUGGUUCCAGCACCGACGAAUGUUGACCCCAGCUUUCCACUAUGAUACUCUGAAGCCCUAUGUGGAAAUCAUGGCAGACUCUGUUCGUGUAAUGCUGGAUAAAUGGGAACAGAUUGUUGGCCAGGAUUCCACCCUGGAGAUCUUCCAACACAUCACCUUGAUGACCUUGGACACCAUCAUGAAGUGUGCCUUCAGCCACGAGGGCAGUGUCCAGUUGGACAGAAAAUACAAGACCUACAUCCAGGCAGUUGAGGACCUGAACAAUCUCUUUUUUCUCCGUAUGAGGAACAUCUUUCACCAGAAUGACAUCAUCUACAGUGUGUCCUCUAAUGGCUGCCAGGCCAACAGUGCCUGCCAAAUUGCCCACGAUCACACAGAUCAAGUGAUCAAAUCAAGGAGGGCUCAACUUCAGGAUGAGGGAGAGCUGGAAAAAGUUAAGAAGAAAAGACGAUUGGAUUUCCUGGACAUCCUCCUGUUUGCCAGAAUCGAGAAUGGAAGUAGCUUAUCUGAUAAGGAUCUGCGUGCUGAAGUGGAUACUUUCAUGUUCGAGGGCCAUGACACCACAGCCAGUGGUAUCUCCUGGAUUUUCUAUGCUCUGGCCACACACCCUGACCACCAACAGAGAUGCAGGAAGGAGAUCCAAAGUCUCCUAGGAGAUGGAGCUUCUAUCACCUGGGACGACCUGGACAAGAUGCCCUAUACCACCAUGUGCAUCAAGGAGGCCCUGAGGAUCUACCCACCUGUACCAAGUGUGAGCAGAGAGCUCAGUUCACCUGUCACCUUUCCAGAUGGGCGCUCUUUACCCAAAGGUAUUCCAGUCAUGCUUUCCUUUUAUGGCCUUCAUCACAACCCAACUGUGUGGCCAAAUCCAGAGGUGUUUGAUCCUUCUCGAUUUGCACCAGAGUCUUCCCGACAUAGCCACUCAUUCCUGCCCUUCUCAGGAGGAGCAAGGAACUGCAUUGGGAAACAGUUUGCCAUGAAUGAGCUGAAGGUGGCUGUGGCCCUGACCCUGCUCCGCUUCCAGCUGCUGCCAGAUCCCACCAGGAUCCCAGUCCCCAUACCAAGACUUGUGCUGAAGUCCAAGAAUGGGAUCCACUUGCAUCUCAAAAACCUGGCAACAAGGAUCCCACAUGUUCCAGGAGGCCUCACCCAUGUGACAUUUGAUAACUACAUUCAUACAACUGUAAGGUUCCUAUGGCAUUUUAUUAUGGAUAUCUAUGAGCUCACCCAUAUCACAAAUGUUUUUGGUAUCUCUGGACUCCUCCAAGUGGUCUCUUUGCUUGGCCUGCUGCUGCUGCUGUUCAAAUCAGCCCAAUAUUACCUUCACAGACAAUGGCUCAUCAAGUCCCUCCAGCAGUUCCCAUCCUUACCUUCCCACUGGCUUUUUGGAAACACCCUCAAGGACCAGGACCUCCAGCAGACACUUUUAUGGGUAGAAAAAUUCCCAACCACCUAUGUAAUGUGGCUCUGGGGGAACCGUGCACGUGUCGUGAUCAAUGACCCUGACUACAUGAAGACGAUACUGGGGCGAUCAGAUCCAAAAGUUAUGCAGACCUACAGUUCUUUUGCUCCUUGGAUUGGAUAUGGUUUGCUCCUGUUGAAUGGGAAGAAGUGGUUCCAGCAUCGGCGAAUGUUAACUCCAGCCUUCCACUUGGACAUCCUUAAGCCUUAUGUGGGAAUCAUGGUGGACUCUGUCCGUGUGAUGCUAGACAAAUGGGAACAGCUUGUGGGCCAGGAUUGCCCUAUGGAGAUCUAUCAAGACAUCUCCUUGAUGACCAUGGAAACAAUCAUGAAGUGUGCCUUCAGUUACCAGGGUAGUGUCCAGUUGGAGGAAAAUUCCAAAGCCUACAUUAAGGCUGUUGAAGAUCUGACACACCUGGUUUACUUGAGAGCGAGGAAUGGCUUUCACCAGAGUAAUACCAUCUACAGUUUGUCCUCCAAUGGCCGCGCAUUCCACUGUGCCUGUCAGAUUGCUCAUAAACACACAGAAAAAGUGAUCCGUAUGAGAAAGGCUCAGCUGCAGAAUGAGGCAGAGGUAGAGAAGGUCAGGAAGAAGAGGCACUUGGAUUUCUUGGACAUCCUCUUGUUUGCCCAAACAGAGGAUGGAAAGAGCUUGUCUGACGAGGACCUGAGUGCAGAGGUGGACACAUUCAUGUUUGAGGGUCAUGACACCACAGCCAGUGGAAUCUCCUGGAUCUUCUAUGCUCUGGCCACCCACCCUGAGCACCAACAGAGAUGUAGAGAGGAAGUGCAGAACAUCCUGGGUAAUGGAACCUCUGUUACCUGGGACCACCUGGACAAGCUGCCCUACACUACAAUGUGCAUCAAGGAGGCCCUGAGGCUCUAUCCACCAGUACCACUUGUGAGCAGAGAGCUCAACUCACCUGUCACCUUCCCAGAUGGGCGCUCCUUACCCAAAGGACUUUGUGUUUCUCUUUCCUUUUAUGGCCUUCACCAUAACCCAAGACUGUGGCCAAACCCAGAGGUGUUUGACCCUUCUAGGUUUGCACCAGACAACCCCCGGCACACCCAUGCCUUCCUACCCUUCUCAGCAGGAGCAAGAAACUGUAUCGGGAAACAGUUCGCCAUGAAUGAACUGAAGGUGGCUGUGGCCCUGACCCUGCUCCGAUUUGAGAUGCUGCCAGAUCCUACCAGGGUCCCAGUCCUUGUGUCAAGAGUUGUGCUAAAAUCCAAGAAUGGGAUCUAUCUGCACCUCAAGAAGCUAAAAUAA